This is a messenger RNA of Helobdella robusta, 2520 nucleotides long. RefSeq lists its product as hypothetical. The record is from RefSeq and is a predicted model, not a curated record. The transcript has 13 exons. Gene Ontology annotation, molecular function: histone binding. Lineage: Eukaryota; Metazoa; Annelida; Clitellata; Rhynchobdellida; Glossiphoniidae. The coding region runs from base 1 to 1230 and encodes 409 amino acids. Gene Ontology annotation, biological process: meiotic chromosome condensation; mitotic chromosome condensation. Gene Ontology annotation, cellular component: condensed chromosome, centromeric region.
AUGUUGAAACGAGUAGCAUGCCUGGCACUAAGAAGUGUUCUGAACAAGAAGUUGGAGAAUUUGUAUGUGCAACAUUUCGUGGAGAGCAUCUUCUAUUUCAACGCCUACUACAAGUCCAAUACAUUCAACAGGCAGGUUGAAAAUGAGGAGCAAGAAAAAAAGUUUGUUCUUCCCGGAAAGACGAAUGAGGCGAAGCGUCGUGAAUUGUACGAGAUGAUGUUGCAAAAUAUGAACGACAGCCACAAGUUUCAAUGUCUUCAGAAGAUGAUCAAUGAAGUCUUGUUGUCCUUUGUGGACCAGCUGAUUACGCUGGAUGACCGAUCUUCUGACGUCAUGAGUGACGUCCUGCACUGUCUCUCGUCGAAGGACAUCAAGCUGCAGGUCUUGAGGACCUCAGGCACGGAUGAAGAAGAUCCUCACGAUGACGUCAUUGUCGCUGCUCAAAAUGUCGCCAAGAAACGAUUUGUGUCUCAGGUGAUGAAGAAGACCGUCAUGGAAGCCACUGUGCCUGUCCUCGUCUCUCUCAAACAACUGCUGGAAUCUCGAAAAUCUGCAAUGUUGAGAGACCUCAUGAAAUAUUUCAUCAUCCUCGUCAAGGAGUACAAGCCGGAAGUGGAAGCCGCCCUGGCAACGAAUCUUCAUCUACAGAAGGAGUUGUCUUACGCCAUGAAGAGGUUUGAAAUGGACGAAGAAUCGUGGAUGAAGAAACGACUACAGCCCGUCAAGGAAGGCUCUUCAAGUCUCUCCUCUCUGCCAGUCACUCCGUCAUUAAAGAACAAAAAGAAAAGAGCAAUGCCUCUGGCGGUUCAAGCUGUCAUCAAUUCAGCCAGGACAGUUCUCUCCAGGUCUUUGUUGAACGUUUCCAAUCAAUCCUUGAAUCAAUCGUCUAACGAAUCAUCGCCCAAAGUGACAUCCAAUCAAAACAUGCCAAGUUGCUCCUCAACCGACCGAUCCCACGCCAGCCCACAAACAUCCUCUCCCACAAACGAACACCCGCUUCCUGACAUUAAGAGAUUUGCACAUCAUUCGUCAAACACACCGACACACAUCACUAAAGGAAGAUGUCCAAUGAGAGCCAUCAGCACGCCAGCAGAGGCGCUAUUGUCGCUCGAACGCAUGCAGUUCAAGAAGGAACUAGUACCUUCUGACAGCGAGAUAUCUAGGACGUUCGAGAAGCGUCAGUUAGACUGGUAUAUAAAGACACGCGGGAUGUCAAAUAGGGAUUGUUAGCGUCGAAAGAGAUAUUUGAUAUUUGACUUUACGUUGUAUUUUUAUCGUAUUUGAGAUAUACGUUAGUGAGUUUUGAUUCAAAAAGCGAUAGUUUCUGGACGUAAAUUCGGUAGUUUGUGAGCGUUAACUUUUAUUAGUAAAGUUAAUUAACGUUGAUUGUUGAUUUGUAAAUAAAUGUUUCACUGGAAUAAAACGAGCCUUCGUCGACCGGACAGUUACAACGAUACAUUUUUAUCAAUUAUUGUAGGAGAAACGUGCGUAAAUCAUUUUAAGUACACAUAAGUACGAACCAAAUUAAAUACACAAGCUCAGAUGCAUUCAGACUUUAUACGUGUGUUAUUCGCCAUCAACAAUCAACACGUCAAUCAUUCAAUGUUCCCGCCAACAUGCGACAUUUUUUUUAUUAUAGAUGUGAUUAAACGAGGCAUGCAUUUGAAAAAUGUCUUUUUUAUUUCAGUAACUUAGACUAGAGAUUACAUUAGGAGAAUAAUUACUUUCAUAUUUGCAAUGUUGAAAUAAAUGUGAUGUAUAUUGGAAUAAAUAUGUUGACCGAGCAGAUGCAGGUGGGCAGAACACGACCAACAUGUCGUUCGCAGGUAAUCUCAGCAGCAUUGAUCCCGCAAUGGUCAUUCGAGGUCAUUUUUCCUCUACUUUUUUGAAAAAUUUUAUUUUUGUUUUUUAUUAUGCAGCUCUGACAAACGCUUGCAUAUCAUUCAGUUGCAGUUGAGCUUUUGUGCCACGAAGACUAUAACAUCCACAGUACGAAACGUAGGUGGAAGUUUGUGAGUUUUGCAAGCACCGCGUAACGCGCGCCUGGCGUAUGAUAAACUUGCAAUUCGAACAGGUGGUGUCAGGACCAGAUCAUUGCGCAACAACAAAUCCACACGUGGCCUUUCUAACGUCAGAGCUAAUUCGUUGCCUUUAUAUUGACUAAACCAAUAAAUGAAAACGACGCUGAUAAAAUAAUGGUGCAAACAAAGCGAUUUUCAAUUUUUGUAAUGUUUUUUAUUUUAUUUCUUUCCUCACUCAGUCCUGGCUUAGUUGUCUUUCAACUCUUAUAAAAUAGAUGAAUGAUAUAAUUGUCCUGGUAUAUUAACUUAAACGAUUUCGUUUAUAUAAUUUAUAUCAUAAAAGGUUUCAACAAGUUGUCGGUUGUUGAAGACGAAUGAAAGAAAAAUUGACACUUGCUACUCUGAAACUCUGAGAAUGUUUUAUAUUGCUCUGAAAAUUUGUUUUUUAUUUUCACAAUCACGUUUUAAUUGUUUUAAAUGAAUAAAUUCUGCAUUUCAU